This is a messenger RNA of Chrysemys picta bellii (western painted turtle), 2675 nucleotides long. RefSeq names its product aldehyde dehydrogenase 16 family member A1 (gene ALDH16A1). Gene Ontology annotation, molecular function: oxidoreductase activity, acting on the aldehyde or oxo group of donors, NAD or NADP as acceptor. The record is from RefSeq and is a predicted model, not a curated record. Lineage: Eukaryota; Metazoa; Chordata; Testudines; Emydidae.
UCACAGAGAUAGGUCAUGGCCCGUCCCCGAAACCCUAGUCUCUAUGAUGCUCCGGAGGCCGGAAGUGGCGCUGGGUCCCUCCAGCGGCCAGGGGCGGGCUGCCUGGGCGCAGAGUCCGGCGGGGAGUCAAUGGCUGGAGCUGCAGGGGGGCGCCCGUCCGUGUGGGGCAUCUACAGCUCCAUGGAGUAUGGGCCUGCCCCAGAGGGGGCGGGGCCUGCCCAGGCCUGGCUGGAGACUCACGGUCGAAGCUUUGGGCACUUCGUGGAUGGCAAAUGGUUGAAGCCGGAAGGGAGAGAAACCGCCAGCAGCACCAAUCCAGCCACCGGGGAGCUGCUGGCCACCACCCUCCAGGGGGCGCCGGAGGAUGUCGAAGCUGCCGUCCAAGCUGCCGCGAAAGCCUUCGAAGCCUGGAGUCGCCUGCCGUGCCACGCCCGAGCCCGACACCUGCACAACAUGGCCCGGACCAUCCAAAAACACCAGCGCCUGCUGGCACUCCUGGAGAGCCUGGACACCGGCAAGCCCAUCGGGGAAGCCCGGGACCGGGACCUGCCCCUGGUCGUGCGACAUUUCUACCACCACACCGGCUGGGCCCAGCUCAUGGGCACCGAGAUGGGGGGCUGGAAGCCCCUGGGGGUGGUCGCUGCCGUGGUUACCUGGAAUUCCCCAUUGCUGUCGCUGGCCUGGAAAAUCUGCCCAGCUCUAGCCAUGGGGAACACCGUGGUUCUCCUCCCACCCCCCCGUGCCCGGCUCUCUGCCCUGCUGCUGGCCGAGCUGGGGGCCCAGGCCGGGCUGCCCCCAGGGGUGCUGAAUGUGCUGACGGGGGAGGGGGCGCUGGCCGGGGGGCUGGCUGCCCACCCCGGGGUGGAUGCUGUGGCCCUGGCUGGCUCCGUGGAGGUGGGGCGCUCGCUGCGCCGUGCCACGGCCGGCAGGGGCCCCCGGCUCUCGCUGCAGCUGGGGGGUGACACCCUGGCCAUCGUCUUCGACUCGGCCGACCUGGAUGGAGCUGCCGUGGGGCUGAGCAAUGCCGUGAGCUGCCAGCGGGGCCCGGCUCCCGGCGCCGGGGCGCUGCUGCUGGUGCAGGAGGCCGUGGCCGGGGCGCUGCUGCAGCGGCUGAGGGCGCGGCUGGGGAAGCUGCGUGUCGGGGACCCGCUGGACAAGGCCAUGGACGGGGGGGCCCUGGCAGACGAAGCCCAGCGGGGCGCCAUAGAGGCCUACGUGGAGGAGGCCCGGGCAGAGGGGGCUGAGAUCUUCCAGGCGUGGGCAGCGCUCCCGGCCCGAGGGCCCUUCUACCCCCCGACUAUGAUCACCGGAGUGGCCACCACCUCGCGCUGCGUCCGGGAGGAGAUCCUUGGGCCGGUGCUGGUGGUCCUGUCCUUCCGGACCGCCAAGGAGGCCGUGGCACUGGGGAACAACCGCCCCUCCGGGCUGGCAGCCAGCGUCUGGACCGAGAACCUGCCCCUGGCCAUGGAGGUGGCGCAAAGCCUGCAUGUCGGCACCGUCUGGAUCAAUGGGCAGAACCUGUUUGACGCGGCCGCGGGCGUCGGGGGAACCAAGGAGAGUGGGAACGGCUGGGAUGGAGGCAAGGAGGGUCUGUACGAGUAUGUCAGACCGAGCUGGCAGAGCCGGCCCCGGCCAGGCCCCGCGGAGCUGGACUACAAAACGUUUGCUGCGUCCUCUGGGGCCGCCCCGCCCCCCGUUCCCGGGCACAGUGGGGUCGCCCGCCCCGAACUGGAGGAAAACAUGCCAAGGGUGGACAGGACCUACAAGCUCUACUACGGAGGGGCUCAGAAGCGACCCGAGGGAAUGGCCUCGCUCCCCGUCCUCGACCCUGCCGGCAACGUGCUGGCGUACGUGGCGGACGGCAGCGCCAAGGACAUCCGUAACGCUGUGGAGGCUGCUCACAAGGCCGCGCCGGGGUGGGGGAAGCGGGCGGCCCACGCCCGGGCGCAAGUGCUGUACUACGUGGCGGAGAACCUGGAGCUGCGGCGGGAGGAGGUGGCGUCCAGGCUGGGGGCGCUGACCGGGGCCCCCCCCAAGGAGGCACAGCGGGAGGUGGACCUGGCCCUGGAGCGCCUCUUCCACUGGGCGGCCUUCUGUGAUAAAUCCGGGGGCGCCGUGCAGGAAACCCCCCUGCACGGCACCACCCUGCAGCUCCGCCAGCCCCUGGGCGUCGUGGGGGUCGCCUGCCCGGACGAGCGCCCCCUGCUCAGUUUCCUCAGUCUGCUGGCCCCCGCCGUGGCCCGGGGAAACGCCGUGGUGAUGGUCCCCAGCUCACGCUACCCGCUGCCCGCCCUGGACCUCUGCCAGAUCUUCGACACCUCGGACGUCCCCGGGGGGGUGGUGAAUAUUGUGACGGGGAAUCGGGACCAUCUGAGCCGGACGCUGGCCCAGCACCAGGAUGUUCACGCCAUGUGGUACUUCGGGUCUCCGCAGGGCUCCCAAUUUGUGGAAUGGGCCUCGGCCGGUAACCUGAAGCGGACCUGGGUGAGCCAUGGGGCCCCCCGGCGGUGGGAGGACCCCGCCCAGGGGGCAGGUGAGGAGUUUCUGUACCAGGCCACCCAGUGUAAGAACAUCUGGAUCCCCAUGGGGGAGAUCUUUGCCAACUGAAGCCGGGGGUCCCCACCCCGAACCACGCAGCCCGAGGGCUAUAAUAAAAAGGCUUUGGUAUUGUUUAA